This is a messenger RNA of Salvelinus fontinalis (brook trout), 5026 nucleotides long. Its product is annotated as sphingosine kinase 1-like. The record is from RefSeq and is a predicted model, not a curated record. Gene Ontology annotation, cellular component: cytoplasm; membrane; intracellular membrane-bounded organelle. The transcript is spliced from 5 exons. Bases 108 to 1829 code for a protein of 573 amino acids. Lineage: Eukaryota; Metazoa; Chordata; Actinopteri; Salmoniformes; Salmonidae. Gene Ontology annotation, biological process: cellular response to growth factor stimulus; negative regulation of apoptotic process; sphingosine biosynthetic process.
UGCCCUGCGGACCGCUUGCUUCUUCAGCGGGUACAUGACUGUGUGCGUCCCCCUAUCACGCGCAAGCAGGUCUGCGGAUCGCGUCCCUUCCUCCCUCUGCGCGCAGGAUGGACCCGAAGAUAACCGAAUCGGACCCUCCAUCAUAUCGCAACGGAAUCACCAAGGUUCUGCAGUACGGGGAAUUCACGGCCACGGGCAACCGAAAGGUGAGGUACGCGGUGAGUUUAACCGAGAGGGACCUCACCAUUCAGAAGAUCACGUCGACACCUGCGGGACGGAGCAAGGUGGUUUUCAACUUGAGGGACUGUGUCGGCUGCCGGGCUUUCAGCGCAGAUGACAACGCGGAUGCGGGAGCGUACUUCUCUGUCUAUUUCUACCCUUUUAAAAGACGAUGGAUGAGCUCUGGGGUGGCCAGGCAACGGGUCGAGCAGUGCUUUCGGGUGGCCCUGUUCCAGGACCCACGCACCAACCUGGAGGAGGCAGAGAAAUGGGCUGGCACCAUCCGGGAGAACUCUGUUCGUCAGCAACAUUUGAGAAAUCAUGUGCUUUACAGUGAGGUGCACCGUCCCUGCAGCGUCAUGCUACUGGUGAACCCCCACAGUGGGAAGGGCCAGGCCCUCAGCCUCUUCACCGGACACGUCCAACGCAUGCUUAACGAGGCCGGGGUCCCACACACACUGGUCAUCACUGAGCGGCAGAACCAUGCCAGGGAGUUGGUGAGAGAGGCUGACCUGUCACAGUGGGGUGCUCUAGUCAUCAUGUCCGGGGACGGACUGCUGUUUGAGGUUGUGAAUGGCCUGAUGGAGAGAGAGGACUGGGAGGAGGCCAUCCAGACCCCACUGGGCAUCCUACCAGGGGGCUCCGGUAACGCCCUGGCUGCCUCCAUACACCACUACUCUGGGGCCCAGCCGGUGUCAAGCGAGGAGCUGCUGGUCAGCUGUGGCUUCCUGCUGUGUAAGGGCCUGGUGUCUCGCAUGGACCUGGCGUCCGUCCACCUGGGCUCCAGCCCCUCCAACCCCACGCGCCUCUUCUCCUUCCUCUCGCUGGCCUGGGGCUUCGUGGCUGACGUGGAUGUUGAGAGCGAGAAGUACCGCCACGUGGGCGCCGCCCGCUUCACCAUGGGCACAUUGGUCAGGUUGGCAUCGUUGAGGGUGUAUAAGGGCCGUCUGGCAUACCUGCCGGUUGACGAGGUGGAUGGAGAGGAGGAGGAUGGGCAAUCGCCAGUCUCGUUGGAGAUGACAAGCAUGUCACCUCAACACCAACCGCCAUCGUCUGCAUUCUGCUCCUCCACCCUCCUCUGCCAACCUUUGAAGGACUCGCCGUGCCAAAACGCAGCCCACCACACCUUCCACAACUCCCGUAACUCAAACAACGCCUUCAAGGCGAAGAAGAGGGAACCCAUGUCCGCAAAUGCCACCCUAACAGGCCCGCCAGACUCUCUCCUGGUACCCCUGGACCAGCCGGUGCCCAGCGACUGGGUGAUCGUGCCCGAGGAGGACUUUGUCCUCAUGCUGGCCAUGUACCAGUCUCACCUGGCAAAGGACCUGUAUGCCGCGCCCGACUCUACACUUGAUGACGGCCUCAUCCACCUGAUAUACGUCCGAGCAGGCAUAUCACGCACGGCCCUGCUCCGGCUCUUCCUGGCCAUGGAGAAGGGCACCCACCUGGCCAACAACUGCCCCCACCUGGUGUACACCCGGGUGCGGGCGCUGCGGCUGGAGCCCUACUCGUCAAAAGGGGUGAUCACGGUGGAUGGGGAGGUGGUGGAGUAUGGGCCGGUCCAGGCCCAGGUACACGGCGGGAUAGCCAGGCUCAUCACUAGAUUAUAAACAAGAUCCACUGGAUGGAUAGCUAGCGUUAGCAUGAUAUGCUACACUAAAAGCAUUUUCUGGACAAUGCUAUGCUAACAAUUAGCAUUAGCAUUUUCUGCUCACAUCUAAAGGGAAGGUGGGAUUAAUGGACUUUUUAGUCUUCUCUGAAUUUCUGCUUUGAAUUGGAAGUGCCACAAAGGAGUAACAAGCCUAGAACACAAAAAGUUCACAAUGGGUACGUUUUAUUCUCACCCCAAUGCAAAUCCCACCACCAUACCCACCCACACAUACAAACAUUCUCCUUACCAGGGGUACAUAUGAUGUAGUGUCAGUCACCGACCCUGUCCCUCACAGACCCUGGUCAUGCUUUAUGUCUAUGGGAGGGCAUUGCAACUUCAAUUUUCUUUGUUAUGCAACGAAUGGGGUAUGGAUAGAUGCCUUCACUGCUCUCUUCCGCUGUGACGUGGAAAUACGGAAGAUACAUACAAUCUCCGGGAGCCAGCAUUGACAUUAUUAGGAACCAAUUCAUUUGAACUCAAGUAAUAAGGGGAGUUGCGCCGAUGCCGAAAUCUACCCUCAACCGUUGAUGCUCAAUUACCACAGUUGUUUUUGAUUACCUUGAAGCUUGAAUCUUGAGGGUCAGUAGUUUAUCCUAAGGCCUAGACCCUGACCCUGGACUACUCCAUGACCGGUUUUUACAUUUGAAAAGAUUGGAGUUUAUUUUGGAUCAGGCAUUGUUGUGAUGAGCUGAAAACACACCGUACUUCCAUGACUUCUUCAACCAGCCAUCUUACAUUGACAUGCAAACAAGUAUACUAAAGGAGACGUAUCUUCACGGAAUUUGAUAUGUGCUUGUUUUAUACCUCACAUUUCCAUGAACCGCUAGCUUUAAAAUGGCCUAGAGUGAGAGUCUAUUUAUUGUGCUGUGGCCUGUCCUGCAAUGGACGGCAUGCAGCACAGGUCCAGGUUACGUGACUGAUGACUUGUAGUGCCUGUAUCAGGUCUCCAACUGCAGUCUUUCCCCAUACCCCUCCCCCAUCCAUCCAUCCCCUCCUCCCUUUCUCGACACUGCAGUGCACCACAGGGCAGUCUGUCGCUUUUGUCUACCUGCAGCUACAGCUGACACCAACAGUACGCUACACACACACACACACACACACGGUACAGACCCCUUCCCCUUCUCAGCAAUCAUCACCUUUAUCAUAAAGCUUUGAAACACACACAGAAGAUGAACUAUGAAAUGAUGACAAGAGCCACCUAAGGCUAAUGUGAUGCUAAUACAGUAGCUAGCCUGAGUUGACACUCGUCAUAGCCCUCUUCUGGACUGAUUCUGAACUCUCGGGAACGAGGGUGAUUAUUGUGCCUUAAAACACAAAAGGAAGAGAGGUGGCGCUUGAUUAAACAGCACAUUGGUCAGGGGAUGGAAAAGAGGGAGGGAUGAGGGAGAGUGUUGACUUGUUAAAUGCUGCCUGAGGGACCAGCAUUGUGUGGGGUGCAUCCCAAAUGGCACCCUAUUCUCUAUAAAGUGCACUACUUUUGAACAGGGCCCAUAUGGACACAGACAUGGUCUUGGCACAUAGCCCUUCUCCACAGAUAAACAUGAUGCUCAUUCUCCACAGCAGUGUAACAUAAGGUUCUGACUUACACUGUGAAUGUUCCUCUUGUUCACCUUAGGGGAUGAUAAGAGGUCAUGGAACUGGGGGAUACCCUGAAUGUUAUUGGGCCUCGGUUUAUAUUUUUUGGAGCCACGAAGUGCCCCUGAUAUGACUGAGUCCACAUUUGAGCCACAAGAUUUUCCCAAAAUGCAAAAAUGUCCAUUUCAUGUGAUAUUGUGCAAUGACUGUGUUUUUGUUGUAAACCUGUCGUCAGGCAAGACUAAAUAAUUAUAAAUGGGGGAAGACCAAAAUGACCUAUUUAAAGAAAUGACAAAUGUGAUUUUAGCUGCGCUACAUGCAAAAGAAAGCAUCUUGCAUUGAUGUUUAAAGUACAAAGAUUAACUAUGCUUUUAACACUUUCAGGGGCAUGAGCUCAUCUGGCGUUCCUCGCCCUACUGCUUGCUAUUUUAGAGCAGCUGCACAUGCCUUUCCGAUCCUUACCGUGGUCGCGUUCCCCUGCUCAGAAGAUAGGUUGACUGACAAAUUGCUAGUAUAGCAUUUGUGGUUAGCUGAUACAUAUCUAGGAGUUGUAAGCUUUGGCAGUCGUCGGCAACACCUGGGCAGAGGAACGUGCCCCAUAGCAUGCUAGGAAUCAAUGAGUCAUGAAGCAUUAUGAUGGGGAAAUGGAGGUGAGAAUAUCAAAACGCACAUGAAAGUCUCUUAUUUCAGUUCCUCCAUGAGAUCAAUUGUUGUUCAGACUCCAUUGAUUGUGACAGGAAUAUUCUGCUUCGCUCGGGCUUGAAACAUGCUCCUAAAAAUCCAUUCCUUUAAGCUAGCUUGGGCCAUGAGAUGUUCCUGACCACUUCACUAGAAAACUCUGGGCCUUACUCAUAGUCUAUGCAAAGUCUGCCUGCCUUGCUGGUGAUGCAGUCCCUGGCGCUUUCUCAAUUAUUACCCUCUUCAUUUUCUCUGCUUGUUUGCACUGAUUAGAAAAUAUUUGGCAGGUGAAAAUCAUCAGUAGGCUGGCAGCUCAUCAGUAGGCUGGCAGGCUUUCACCUGCUCAGUUCUUUCAGAUCAGAGCAAUGCAGGAAAGGAAACAAGGACAGAUUUUAGACAAUUGAGAAAGAGCCCCUGAAACUGUUUGGUGUGCCUUGAACAUGUUGCUCCUUAGUUGUGAGAAGAGGGGUGUGUACUGUUAUGACGCUUAGAAGACUUGGCAUACAACCCUGACACCGGUCCUAUUCAUCUUCAAUAUUUAAUUUAUGAGGAAACGGACCUACUCCAGUAACCCAGUUCCAGUUGAAUGAGCGCUUGCUUAAGAACGGAAAAGGAGGUUUGAUGAAGCUUAAUGUCCCAGUUUGUGAAAACUCAGGCCCAGACCCUAAUUUACUCCAUUGUUGACACUUGAAGGUGUGUAGCUGAAGAACUUCAGUCUGGUACUUUCCCAAAGAGCUUGGUCUUACUGCUGCUGCUUGACUGUUGUCUUAUUGACGGUGUAUUUGGUGAUGGGAAAGUAACUGUUCUUUUUACAAAUCUUGAUUGAUAUUCUUUGAGUUGAAUACAGAGCUCUAUUUUUCCACUUGGCAAAAUGUUGAAUCGAAUAAAGUGAAAACCAAAACA